CGGAAGAGCCGCGGACAGCACAUCAGAUCCCAGAUCUGUUUCUCCAUCAACGGACAACAUCCAACAGGGGGAUUUUUAACAGCCACUUUAGACUCUGGUCGGAGCUCCCUUGUCGCACACGUGUGUGUUGCAGUAAGGAUGUGGAAGUCAACAGUAGGACAGCAGGUCACUGUGUCUGUAAAUGACGAGGGGGACGACUGGGAGACUGACCCUGACUUUGAGAAUGACGUAUCAGAGAAGGAGCAGCGCUGGGGGGCCAAGACGGUGGCGGGCUCAGGACAUCAGGAACACAUAGAUAUAUGCCAGCUGCGUAUGACCGUGUCGACGGAGCAUACCAGCUUGAAGCAGAGGGAGUUGGACACCAUGCCCAAGGCCUCACAUGGAUAUGGAGGAAAAUUUGGAGUGCAGCAGGACCGAAUGGACAAGUCUGCUGUGGGUCAUGACUACCAGAGCAAGCUGUCCAAGCAUUGCUCCCAGACGGAUACUGCCAUGGGAUUUGGGGGAAAGUUUGGAGUGCAAGCUGACCGCGUUGACCAGUCAGCUGUUGGGUUUGAAUAUGCUGGGAAGACGGAGAAACAUGCUUCGCAGAAAGACUACUCCACUGGGUUUGGGGGGCGAUACGGCGUGCAGAAAGAUCGUGUUGACCAGAGCGCAUUGGGCUUCGAUUACCAGGGCAAAACUGAGAAACACGAAUCCCAGAAAGAUUAUGCCAAAGGCUUUGGCGGCAAGUUUGGUGUGGAAACCGACAAGGUGGACAAGAGUGCCGUGGGCUUUGAGUACGAGGGCAAAACGGAGAGGCACGAGUCCCAGAAAGACUAUGUGAAGGGCUUUGGGGGCAAGUUUGGUGUGCAGACGGACAGACAGGAUAAGUCAGCACUGGGAUGGGACCACCAGGAGAAACUACAGCUUCAUGAGUCCCAGAAAGACUAUAAGCGGGGGUUUGGAGGGCGGUAUGGGGUAGAGGUGGAGAAGCAGGACCAGUGUGCUCUGGGCUAUGAGCACAAGGAGAGCCUGGCUAAGCACGAGUCCCAGACAGAUUAUUCUAAAGGAUUUGGAGGGAAAUUUGGUGUCCAGAAUGACCGGAUGGAUAAGAGCGCAGGGACUUUUGAGGACGUUGAGAAGCCGACCUCAUCUUACCAGAAAACCAAACCUGUGGAGGCUGCUUGCAGCAGCACGGGAAGCAUCAAGGCCCGCUUCGAGAACAUCGCCAAGCAGAAGGAGGAGGAGGACAGGAGGAGGGCCGAGGAGGAGCGAAUGCGUCGACAGGCCAAGGAGAAGCAGGAGCAAGAGGAGGCGCGCCGUAAAAUCCAAGAGACGGCCAAGGCCCCUUCUCCAGUCCCUGCAGCAAGUCCCAGCCCCACUCCCAGCCCGACUCCACCAGUCCAGCCAGCCACCACCCCGGUGUACCAGAAGACAGAGGAAGUGUCCCAUGAUGCCGCUGAGGAGAACGGAGAGCAGCCGUACGAAACAGAGCCACAGCACCAGGAGGAGGAACUCUACCAGACCCCUGAGGAGACGGCAGGAGGAGAUGGCCAGCAGUACGAGUACAGCGAGGACCUCGGGGUGACAGCAGUGGCCCUGUACGACUACCAAGCAGCUGGUGAUGAUGAGAUAUAUCCUUUGACCCCGAUGACAUCAUCACCAACAUCGAGAUGAUCGACGAGGGCUGGUGGCGAGGCGUGUGCAGAGGCGCCUACGGCCUUUUCCCGGCCAA
Plectropomus leopardus (leopard coralgrouper) is the source of this 1714-nucleotide messenger RNA. RefSeq names its product cortactin (gene cttn). Gene Ontology annotation, biological process: cell migration; regulation of actin filament polymerization. The record is from RefSeq and is a predicted model, not a curated record. Lineage: Eukaryota; Metazoa; Chordata; Actinopteri; Perciformes; Serranidae. Gene Ontology annotation, cellular component: actin filament; lamellipodium; cortical actin cytoskeleton. Gene Ontology annotation, molecular function: actin filament binding.